Molecule: messenger RNA, 1634 nt
Organism: Lagenorhynchus albirostris (white-beaked dolphin)
Lineage: Eukaryota; Metazoa; Chordata; Mammalia; Artiodactyla; Delphinidae
Gene: SFRP5
Product: secreted frizzled related protein 5
Exons: 3
Coding region: 1-948 (315 amino acids)
Biological process (GO): negative regulation of canonical Wnt signaling pathway; canonical Wnt signaling pathway; non-canonical Wnt signaling pathway
Molecular function (GO): Wnt-protein binding
Source: RefSeq, a predicted model, not a curated record
AUGCGGGCGGCGGCGGGGGGCGCGCGGGCGGCCGCGCUGGCGCUGCUGCUGGGGGCGCUGCACGGGGCGCCGGGGCGCGGCGAAGAGUACGACUACUACGGCUGGCAGACCGAGCCGCUGCACGGGCGCUCGUACUCCAAACCACCCCAGUGCCUCGACAUCCCCGCCGACCUGCCGCUCUGCCACACCGUGGGCUACAAGCGCAUGCGGCUGCCCAACCUGCUGGAGCACGAGAGCCUGGCCGAGGUGAAGCAGCAGGCGAGCAGCUGGCUGCCGCUGCUGGCCAAGCGCUGCCACUCGGACACGCAGGUCUUCCUCUGCUCGCUCUUCGCGCCCGUCUGCCUCGACCAGCCCAUCUACCCUUGCCGCUCGCUGUGCGAGGCCGUGCGCGCCGGCUGCGCGCCGCUCAUGGAGGCCUAUGGCUUUCCCUGGCCCGAGAUGCUGCACUGCCACAAGUUCCCCCUGGACAACGACCUCUGCAUCGCUGUGCAGUUCGGGCACUUGCCCGCCACCGCGCCUCCAGUGACCAAGAUCUGCGCCCAGUGUGAGAUGGAGCACAGCGCUGAUGGCCUCAUGGAGCAGAUGUGUUCCAGCGACUUCGUGGUCAAAAUGCGCAUCAGAGAGAUCAAGAUAGAGAACGCGGACCGGAAGCUGAUUGGAGCCCAGAAAAAGAAGAAACUGCUCAAGCCGGGCCCCCUGAAGCGCAAGGACACCAAGAGGCUGGUGCUGCACAUGAAGAACGGCGCUGGCUGCCCCUGCCCACAGCUGGAGAGCCUGGCCGGCAGCUUCCUGGUCAUGGGCCGCAAAGUGGACGGACAGCUGCUGCUCACGGCUGUCUACCGCUGGGACAAGAAGAACAAGGAGAUGAAGUUCGCGGUCAAGUUCAUGUUCUCCUACCCCUGCUCCCUCUACUACCCGUUCUUCUAUGGGGCCGCAGAGCCCCACUGAAGGGCACUCCUCCCUGCCCCACCCAGCCAGCUGUGCCUCGUCUCUGUCUCCACCCCUGGGGCGCACUCUCUCCUCCUGCCCACCUGGCCUCCCCCUACUCCCAGGCUGACCCAGCCCCUGCCGGAGGGUGGUUCGUGCAGAGCUGCUACCAGCACAGGCACUAAGGGAUGGACAUGGAGCCAGGUUGUCCUUGACCGAGGGGUUCUGGGGUCCUUGAAGGUUUCCGCCUAUAGGAGCAGAGGUUUCUCAGUUGGGAGAAAGUAGGCAGAGAGAAAAGAGAGCUCUAAGCAGCCUGAGGAGGUGGUUUCCAGGAUAGCCGGUGGUGUCAGCUCCCCUCUGUUGGCGGUGGGGCCUCGCCUGGGAGAGGGAAGUCCUGGUAUUAGGCUGAGCUACUUGAGGGACAGUUCUUGGCCCCCAGGGCCCCUUCACGUGUCCUCAUUGUAGCCCCCCCAAAAGGAAAGGGUCACAGUGCCCUCCAGGCACGCCUCCCCUCCUUCCCCGUCUCUGCCCGUUUCCCUUCCCGCUGGACCGGAGAGAAGCCCAGCCCAGCCCCGCUCCCAGACGCGCACUCCUCAGCCUCCGCAUGUCCCUUUUAUCCUGAUGACCAGUAAAUUACUGCUACUGCUGUGAGGCCAUAGAUACUAGACUGAUGCAGGUAGGGUUUGGUUUUCUGGUUUUUUUUAAAG